Molecule: messenger RNA, 901 nt
Organism: Alligator sinensis (Chinese alligator)
Lineage: Eukaryota; Metazoa; Chordata; Crocodylia; Alligatoridae
Product: carcinoembryonic antigen-related cell adhesion molecule 15-like
Exons: 4
Source: RefSeq, a predicted model, not a curated record
CGGGAACAUUUUUUUCAUAUCAAUCCAAUGGUCUUGCACCAACGGGAAAGAAACUGUUUGGGGCUGUGGGCUGUGCUGUGGUGCUGCCUGGACCAGAGCAAAUUGGCACCAGUAAGUUUAUAAAGUGGGAGUAUUAAAAAGAUGAAAGUGUCACCAAAGAGCUUCUUAUCUUAAUGUAUUAUGUGGAGACCCAUGAUUUGCAAAUCCGGGUAAACUAUCAAGAUGAUGCUGAUUUCAAUGAAACUGAUGGGUCCCUGAGACUACGAAAGUUGCAACUAAACGACGGAGGCCUCUACAGGUACAGACUAUCAACAACCACUGGCAAAUGGAUCCAACUGGAGGUUAUCAAGCCCCCCCCUAAGCCAACACUCCAGCACAACUUUCACAAUGGUACACAGCCGGAAAUCACUGUUGAAUUGGUGUGCAGUGUGGCAGCAGAGAAAGUGGAUGCUUAUGAGUGGAGAAAGAAUUAUGAGCCUCUUCCAGCAAACAGCCGCUAUCAGCUCCACUCUAAUAACAGCAUAUUACUCCUACAGAAUGUAAUACAGUCUGAUAAUGGCAAUUAUUCCUGCAAGGUCAGCAAUGAAGUUAGCUGGAAUGAAACCGUCCUGCUUCUGAACCUCCAGAUGUUUUUCACAGAUUCAGCUCAUAUGAUUUUUCCUGGAGUCAUUGUGGAAGCUGUUUGUCUUUUAAUUGCAGCAAUGGAUUGGGGCUUUAUUCACUGAAUGAAAAAUCUUCCCUGCCUUCAUCCAGAUCAAGAAACAAUUGACAUUUGUCAGGAGGAAAGUAAUGAACAUAGUACAUUAUAAAAAUGACUGCCUUCUUCAGCCUGCACUUCAGUGUUUUACUACUUAAGACUCCUUGCCAUCAUCAGAUCUCUUAGAAAUUUCUUCAGUAUUGC